AUGCCCUCCAUUCAGUCCCUCUCCCGAAAGUCCAGUGGGGCUCUGCGAAUCCGACCAAGUGUUGUGGUACGGGCUGCUACGACAUUGAUUGUGGCCUUGUCAUGUGUCUCUCUGAUGCAGAAGACGGCACCAUUGCAGGAGAGAAACCUAUUGGAAAAACCGUUAAUGAAAGCGAUGAGCAUCUACGAUCAAUCAACCCCAUACAUUGCACCUGUACAGUCGGAUCGGAAACUGGGGGUCCUAGUGGGCAUCUUCACGGCAGAUAUGAAAAAUGAUCGAGAAUACAGAGCGCGUCAUCGCAGGCUAUUCACGUUGUGGAACGAUCCUCGAGUUUGUAGUCUAGCGGAUUUCCAGAAAAGAAGUGUAGCAAAAAGAGAUUCUUGCGAAGUCAUUUUCACGUUUGUGGUUGGAGCGAAUCCGCGUGGUCCACCAGAGUGGAUAGAGCAAGACGAUGACGAUAACGGCAAGCGUAUGGAAAAUCCCAUCCUUUUACCUCCCUCUUUAGACUCCAAAUUUACCUCAUCUGAUCUGGAUAAGAAGGAUGUCACUCGAUUGAACAUUUGCGAGAAUAUGAACGAGGGGAAAAGCCAAACAUGGUUCAAGUAUGGCUAUCUAAUUGCCCAAGACUAUCCCGAAAUAUCGUAUGUAAUGAAACUCGAUGCCGAUUCAAUCCUCCAUCUCCAUGAGUUUUUUCACUUUGCAUACCGGCAUCUACCACCCCCACCUCAUAGCAACAAUGCUUAUGUUGGAGCUCUUCGAGAUAAGGCCUAUUGGCCCCUAAAGAAGGGCAUCACUCCAAAAGAUCGAGAAGAGCUAGAAGGGUUCUUCGGAGCCGACUUUGAGGGUGUCCACUUGUAUCUGGCAGGUCAAUGUUACAUUCUUUCCAUCAAUUUGGCAAGGGUCGUCAUGAAGGAAUCCAAAGUUCUAGAUGAGAAGAAGAUAAGACUAGCCGAGAAUCCUCCCAAGAUCAAACGAAACUAUACGAGUUACCUGGAAGGGCAUGAAGAUCAUGACAUUGCCGCCAUGGUGUUUCACUCGCUGGAGCCUGUACAUCUAAUCACAGUCGGGCGGAAACAGAGGUUUUGGGAGCAUCCAGUCAAGGGGGAGCCGCGAUGGCGUCGGAUAUGGCACCGAGAGGUGGCUCGGAUGGAAGGUAGGCCGUUUGAAAACAAGUUAUACUCAACGGAGAGCUCGUACGAGGAAGUGACGGGACUUCAGAUUGAUGUGACCGCGUAG
Seminavis robusta is the source of this 1236-nucleotide messenger RNA. The record is from the annotation of a GenBank genome assembly. Lineage: Eukaryota; Bacillariophyta; Bacillariophyceae; Naviculales; Naviculaceae.